Molecule: messenger RNA, 978 nt
Organism: Aureobasidium melanogenum CBS 110374
Lineage: Eukaryota; Fungi; Ascomycota; Dothideomycetes; Dothideales; Saccotheciaceae
Product: EF-hand
Exons: 4
Coding region: 1-978 (325 amino acids)
Molecular function (GO): calcium ion binding
Source: RefSeq, a predicted model, not a curated record
AUGGCAUACAAUCGAGGGUACUCGGGCAACCCUGACGCCCUUCCAGCACACGCCGAACCCGAGCAGGCAGCGGCCAUGCUGUCGCAAAAUCACCCCCAAAGACAUCACCAAUCCCCCGCCAUGGGCUCCGCUCCGCAGCGUUAUGACAACUACCCCCCGCCCCAGCAGCCGCAGCAACAACAACAACAACAGCGGUACGGCAGUGGCUACGGCGCCCAACCAGGUUCAGCUGCUGCUGGUGCUCCUCCUCCGCCACGCAAUGCAUUCGCAUCUCCUCCGCCUCCAGCCAACUACGGCCAAGGACCGCGACCAUCUGGUUAUCACAACCGUCCUCCGAUUCCUCAAGCCCAACGUCCUCCCACUGUAGCACCGCCUCAGAAUCCUGACCCUAACAGCCGUGAGGCUUUAUGGCCGCUCUUCAUGGCCGUAGACAAAGAACGCAAUGGUCAAUUGAGCGAGUCUUCGUUGCGCAGCGCUCUGGUCAAUGGCGACUACACAGCUUUCGAUGCGCACACUGUGCGCAUGAUGAUUCGCAUGUUCGACACAGAUCGCAGCGGCACCAUCAACUUUGACGAGUUUUGUGGCUUGUGGGGAUUCCUGGCUGCCUGGCGUAACCUAUUCGACCGCUUCGAUGUGGAUCGCUCGGGUAAUAUCAGCUUCCAAGAGUUCUCGGAUGCUCUCGUCGCUUUUGGCUACCGUCUGAGUCCUCAAUUCGUUCAGCUGCUGUUCAACACAUUUGCGAGGACGACACGCGGCAGAGGCGAUGAUUCGUACCAUGGUGGACGUGAGAAGACGCUCAGCUUCGACCUAUUCGUGCAGGCGUGUAUCAGUCUGAAGCGUAUGACGGAUGUGUUCAAGAAAUAUGAUGAUGACCGUGACGGAUACAUCACUCUAUCAUUCGAAGAGUUCCUCACAGGUGCGCAAAGCCUUUUCCUCUUCAACUCCAUUUCCCCUGUGACCGAUAAUGGCCUUUACUGA